CUGCUCUUCCUGGCCAUGUCCGGUCUCUUCCUGUGGCAGUACAGCCUGCCCAAAGUGGAGUCCGGUUUAAUCAGCGCGGACGCCAAACCAGCAGCUGUCGAGAUGUGUCCCCGCUAUCCAGAACCUGUCCAACUGGACCAUCCCAUCCCCAUUCUGAAAGAUGCGCUGGAGAAGGUGGACGCUCUUCUCCGGCAUCAAAUCCGCAACCCGGGCCUUCCAGCCUUGUCAGCCAUUGUCAUCUACAACGACACGGUCUUGUGGACGGGCAACUUCGGGAAACGCAACGGCUCCAGCGACUUCUCGGGGCUCCCCAACGAAUAUUCCAUUUACAGGAUCGGAAGCAUUUCUAAGUUGUUCCCGACCAUCAUGCUACACAAACUUUGGGAAGAAGGGAAGAUAACAUCCCUCGAUGAUUCCUUGGAGUGCUACGCCCGAAAUUUCUCCAUCAAAAACCCCUUGGGGCAUCUCAAGGAAUCCAAACCGACUUCUUCGGGGGAUGGGGUGAGCUAUUUCGAGGACAAACCGCUGCCCCCCAGGCCUUCUUCGGUCACCCUGCGAAGGAUGGCCAGCCAGCUCUCAGGGCUGCCCCGACGUCUGAGGUCCACCAGCCUCAUGUGGAAAGGAACUACCCAAGAAGCCUUAGCUCUUCUCCGAGAUGAUAUCUUGGUGGCCGAUCCAGGAACUCGGUGCCAUUACAGUAACCUGGCGUUCUCGCUAUUGGCUUAUGUAUUAGCGGAGCAGGUGGCCAAGAGCGAGUACCAGAACUGGGUCUCUGAGAACAUCCUCGAUCGACUAGGAAUGGAGGACACGGGUUUUGAUAUCACGCCCAACGUCCGUUCCAGAAUGACCGUCGGCGUCUACGGCAGCGGAGAAGUGGCUCCUCUCUACGAUCUGGGCUGGUAUAGACCUUCUGGCCAGAUGUUCUCCACGGCGGCUGACUUGGCCAAGUUAGCCAUGGUCUUCUUGAGCACCUAUCACCGGCGUCUUCUGGAGCCCGAGACCCUGAAGGUCAUGUUGACCCCGGUCUUGAAAUGCUCCAGGGAUUACUUUGCCAACAAGACGGGCACCCCUUGGGAGAUUAACGAGCAGAUGGGUUACGACGUCCUCCGGAAGGAUGGCGACAUAGAUGGCUUCUCGGCUACCUUCUCCUUGAUCCCCAAACUCCGCCUGAGCUUCAUCGUCUUGAUGGCUGGCCCACGACCCCAAGGAGAAGACAUCGUAACCCAGAUCUACGACUACCUGAUUCCCUCCCUGGAAUCCGCUUUUCGGGAAGUGAAGAAGAAGCUGAAGUCCCCACCGAGUCCUGCUCCAUAUGUGGGCUACUACACUUUCUCCAACUUAACCUUCUAUGAGAUCAAGGUGGGGCCCAGAGGAGAGCUGCUGAUGCAGCAAUUCGGGCCUCACAUCGAGAAGGUCAUCCCUGAAAAGUACCGGACCAUUAAGCUCCAUCACCUUGAAGAUCGCACCUUCCAAGUGGUCUUUGAGAAGGAAUUUCCGUGCAUCCUGAAAUUAGGGCCUGCCUCGAUUUCCCUCGAGGCCCAAGACGGGCAGCUUUUCAACUUCUACCCGUUUGAUCCCAAGGGACUCUCUCCUGGUUUUGAUGUCCCAGGGUUGAACACCUACAACAUCCUGCGUCUUCGAAGGAGACCUGUCUUCUCCUAA
Ahaetulla prasina is the source of this 1662-nucleotide messenger RNA. It is a transcript of the gene LACTBL1, whose product is annotated as lactamase beta like 1. Lineage: Eukaryota; Metazoa; Chordata; Lepidosauria; Squamata; Colubridae. The transcript has 6 exons. The record is from RefSeq and is a predicted model, not a curated record. Bases 16 to 1662 code for a protein of 548 amino acids.